Molecule: messenger RNA, 4079 nt
Organism: Durio zibethinus
Lineage: Eukaryota; Viridiplantae; Streptophyta; Magnoliopsida; Malvales; Malvaceae
Gene: FANCM
Product: DEAD/DEAH box RNA helicase family protein
Biological process (GO): interstrand cross-link repair; double-strand break repair via synthesis-dependent strand annealing
Molecular function (GO): 3'-5' DNA helicase activity; four-way junction helicase activity; four-way junction DNA binding
Source: RefSeq, a predicted model, not a curated record
GAUAUCAUUAACCAUAAAACUAUGAUGGCUAUUUUUCUUCUUUGACAGGGAAGAUAGUGUUUGCUGCUCCUUCUCGACCACUUGUCAUGCAGCAAAUAGAAGCAUGUCAUAAUAUUGUUGGAAUUGCACAAGAAUGGACAAUUGAUAUGACAGGUCAGAUAUGUCCGAGAAAAAGAGCAAUCUUUUGGAAGACUAAACGAGUUUUCUUUGUUACUCCUCAAGUUUUGGAGAAGGAUAUUCAAUCUGGCACAUGUUUGGCAAAGUACCUCGUGUGUUUGGUGAUUGAUGAGGCUCAUCGAUCAUUGGGAAAUUAUUCCUAUUGCGUGGCAGUUCGUGAGUUAAUGUCCAUGCAAGUGCAGCUGAGAAUAUUAGCUUUGACUGCAACACCAGGAUCAAAGCAGCCCGCUAUCCAGCAAAUAAUUGACAACUUAUAUAUAUCUACACUUGAAUAUCGCAAUGAAAGUGACCAUGAUGUUAGUCCAUAUGUUCACAACAGAAAGCUAGAACUGAUUGAGGUUCCACUGGGUCGAGAUGCGGCUGAGGUAAAUAAUCAGUUGUUAGAAGUAAUUCGUCCUUAUGUGGCCAGGCUUCAUGCAGUUGGACUUAUUCAGAACAGGGACUAUCAGACUUUAAGCCCGGUUGAUUUACUUAAUUCAAGGGAUAAAUUUCGUCAAGCACCUCCCCCGGAUCUUCCACAUGUUAAGCAUGGAGAAGUUGAAGCAUAUUUUGCAGUUCUUAUUACACUUUACCACAUACGGAAGCUGCUUUCAAGCCAUGGAAUAAGACCUGCAUAUGAGAUGCUGGAGGAAAAGUUGCGACAAGGGCAUUUUUCAAGAUUGAUGAGUAAAAAUGAAGAUAUAAUGAAAGCAAAGCUUUUAAUGCAACGGAGUUUGUCUCAUGGUGCACCAAGUCCAAAAUUGUCGAAAAUGUUAGAAGUACUGAUUAACCAUUUCCAAACAAAAGAUCCACAAGACUCCAGGGUGAUUAUCUUCUCAAAUUUUAGAGGAAGUGUCAGGGACAUAAUGAAUGCAUUAGCAAAUAUUGGAGAUUUAGUCAAAGCAACAGAGUUUAUCGGUCAAAGCUCAGGGAAAGCAUUGAAAGGCCAGUCUCAAAAAGUUCAACAGGCAGUUUUGGAGAAAUUUCGAGCUGGUGGCUACAAUGCUAUUGUUGCCACAUCAAUUGGUGAAGAAGGCCUGGAUAUCAUGGAAGUUGAUCUUGUAAUAUGUUUUGAUGCAAAUGUUUCACCUUUGAGGAUGAUUCAGCGGAUGGGGAGAACCGGAAGGAAGCAUGAUGGACGAGUUGUAGUUCUAGCCUGUCAAGGGUCAGAGUUAAAGGGCUAUAUGCGAAAGCAAGCCAACAGCCGGUCUAUAAAUAAACACAUGCAAAAUGGGGGAAUGACUAGCUUCAAUUUCCAUUCCAGUCCAAGAAUGAUUCCUCACAUCUUCAAACCAGUAGUCCAAUUUGUUGAGCUCUCGAUUGAACAAUUUGUUCCUCGUGGAAAAAAAGUGAAAGAUGAUCAUGUUAUUGAGACACCUUCUUUCAGGGAAAAAUUAACUGUUGCAGAGACUGAUUUAAUUGCCAAGUAUUUCCAUCCUACCAGUGAGAGCACUUGGCGACCUUCACUGAUUGCCUUUCCUAGCUUCCAAGCAUUUCCCUCCAAAGUAUGUAAAGUAAUGCAUUCUUGUAGAACAGAGAUGCUGAUAGAUUCCAUGCAAUAUUUGCAAGGCUUAACGUUUCCGGGAGGCAAUGGGAAUUUAUUUGUUGAGGAUGAAGUUUCUUUAGGUGAUUGCUUUGGAGCUGGCAUUAUUGAGCAACAAGACAGUCAUAGCAAAGAUUUGCUAGUUUUGGAUAAUUCUCCAACUGCCAAUGCUCAAUUAGGAGUAACAGAUUCUGCAGAAUCAUCUAUGAGGACUUUAAGAACUAAGGAGAAACAUAGUAGGCCAGAUUCUGGAUGCAGAAGUCCCCAAGCACAUUCCUACCUAUUUGAUUCUGAUUUUGUCUCUGUUGAUGCUCUUGGAAAGGUCCUAAUUUUAUAUGUUCCUUCGCUUUAUUUUGAAGAUGUAAUGCACUCUAAGCAUGUAAGUCCGAGCAUAAAAGAGUUGCAAAGUUCUUUGAAGCAAGAUACUAACCAUGUGAAGACUUCAGAUGGAAUUAUGCGAACUGAAGCUGUUCUAAACAUAACAGAUCAGACAAAAAGCAUAAAAGUUGAUGCUUUAUCGACACCUGGGUUUUGUGAAACUGAUUCCGAGAAAGAGACAAUGCUAGAUGGAGUAGAAAAAAUCCCCAAGACUCCAGGUGGCACUUGUGAAAUGGCUGACGAAGGUUGCAUUGAUCUCAGAGAUACUGAACUUAGUCCCCGUCUAACUAAUUUGAUGAAAAUAGGCGUUGUUCCAGAGUCUCCUAUAACUGAUAGUGGGAUUUUAAAGCCGAAAAUAAGAAAUGAGUCCUUAAUUCUAGAUGCAUCACCUCCCAAAUUGUGCACUGAACUGCUUUCAAGAUCUUCGAGUCCAGUGGAAAAUGAAGGGGGCGUUAUGGACAAUAGCCCCAGUGAAAGAAAAGUCUCAGUCAUGAAAUAUGAAAUGAUGCCUUCACUUAAGAUGAACCCUGUUUCUAGCACAAGAUGUAGCCCUGUUUCUCCACUUGUGGUGGUAGCCAAAACUCCCUCGGCACCCCUUACAAACAGUAGUGGUAGUAAAAGUUGGCACUUAAGUUCUGAAAAAAGAGUAGAGACAGUUGAGCAUGCACGGAGAUUAAAAAGGUUGCGCAAAGUUGGGGAUUGUGGAAAAGAUAAGAGCUCAAAAGGCAUGAAGGAAAAUUAUUUUGUCUCUGUAGCAAAGCGUGCCGAAUCUUUUUCUGGUGCUAGUCGUAUUCAAACAAAGCCUGGUAGAGGUAAAAAGAAGCCAGUGAAUGAUGUCAGAACGUUCAUCGAUGAGGAAGCAGAGGUGUCUACGGAAGCCGAAAUCUCUAGUGAAGAAGAUGAUGAGAAUGAAUGGUAUGAUGAUAGUUUCAUAGAUGACAGGAUAAAUCCUACUGCGGGCAGUACCCAGACCGAAUCUGGUAGAGUUGACAUGAUGGCAAUUUACAGGCGUUCCUUGCUUAGCCAAUCACCAAUGGUAAGGCAGCCAACUUCUGCUUUUAGUCCCGACCCUGUCGCUUCCACGAGCAAAGAUAAUGGAAGUGGGUGUUCCUCGGGUAAGACAUUGUAUUGUCUCCAGGUACCUCAACCCGAGUCCAUAAAUCAGCCUGAAAGGAAGCAUAUGGAAUCGUAUCAAAUAGAGGAGAGGAUCUCCUCGGUAUCCAUGCCUUGCAGAACUAAUGAUUCUGCAAUAGAAAAUGAGAGUAUGCAAAGCAGAAAGCGAAAGUUGAGUUUGUUCCAGUUGGAGUCUAUUCCUGCAAUUAACUUAGACCAAGAAUUCUCAUCGCAAUAUGAGGUUGGAGGCAAAGAACUAAGAAAGGUUUCUCAGCAGCCUCAAGUCAGUGGUGAUGAUGAUGAUGAUGAUGAUGAUGAUGAUCAAUUUUAUGCAAGUCUUGAUCUUGAUGCUGUGGAGGCACAAGCUACCUUGCUUCUCAAAAACAAGUCAUCGGAAACAUCAUUGGAGAAGCAAGAGACAAUUGCUCAAUCAAACCCGCAAAAUGGUGGCCCUAAGGAUUCUCCAUCGUUUGAUCUAGGGAUAUAGUAAUUGAGGUAAAAUAAUUAACUACUCCGUGAAAUUGCUCCUGGAAAUAUUAGUACAUGGAAAUGAUUUAUUUUGCAUGAUUAUUAUUAUUAUUUUAUUAUUUUUGGAUCAGGAUUUUGGAAGGUGUGGUGUAAUCCCUAUCCCAUUCGGAUAAAAUAUAGGGGUUUUCUAUUGGGUACGGAUAAAAUUGAUAUCUCUAAUGUAAUCUAUUGCACAGUUUGUAUAGUUUUUGUGUUCAAAGGAGAAAGGGAUGUAUUUAUGUAUAAGAAUGUCUAACCAAGAGUAACGAUUUUAUAAUGUAAAUUUCAUGGCUGAGCAUUUCUUCUUUGCCAGUAUUUGACACUUUCCAAACUCAGUCUCCAUUGUUUCACUUGUUUUCAACCAUGCCUGUUAUGCCCAUAA